This is a messenger RNA of Clunio marinus, 1706 nucleotides long. The record is from the annotation of a GenBank genome assembly. Lineage: Eukaryota; Metazoa; Arthropoda; Insecta; Diptera; Chironomidae.
GUUUACACAUGACAGCAUUGCAGUGAAGACAGAAAUACUUUACGAGCGGCCUUUAUAAAGAAAAAUAUAAAGAAUAUCUGAAAAUAGUUUCGUGACCAACAAGAAUAAUCAUAAAAAGGAAUAUUAGAAGAUAUCCCAAGAGGGAAAUUUGUGGAAAACCAAGCUAUGAACAUUUAAUACGUUUAUGACCGAAUCGUUAUUUAAUUUAAUUAAAUAAAAAACUUAAUAAAUAUUUUUUCAAUCCGCACUGUGACUCACAAGAAGUUUAUUUUUGGAUCCAUAUUAAAAAUAUUGUGGAAAUUUGUGAAAAACAUCUCGUGGACAAAAAAUUAAAGAAGAAUUUUUUAACCAAGAUAAGCAGUAUCUAUAACAUUUCGGAAUCACAAUGACCGUUGUAGAAGCAAUCUUGCCUGAAGAUCCCAUUUGGUGUUUGGAAACCGAGCUUAGUUCCGGACAAUCGUUUUGGCGUCGUGAUUCAUCAAAAGUUAAAUUCCGCUGUGAGGUUGAAGUUCUUGAAUUUGAACGUUAUCCUGAGGAAGAAGUAUUCUUAUCAAAAGACUUCUAUAACCCUCACUCGUUUCGAGAUCAAGACACGUCACAUCCGAUCGUUGUAAUUUCUACAUUGCCACCAGAACCAAUUUGGUGCCUUGACCGUCGCGAGUCUGGACAUUUAUUCUGGAAGCGAGAAGCGUCAAAAGUGAAGUUCAGAUGUGAAGUUGAAGUUUUAGAAUUUGUGAAAGAUCCAGCUGAAGAUGAACUGAUACUUGUGAAUGGCGACCUUACAAACACCUUCCGAAACGAGACGAUUUCUCAUCCUUUGGUGGUUUGUGCGACAUGUCUUUGCGCAAUUGCGGUUACUGUUCUACUACCCUGGUUAAUACUUGGUUCAAACUUAGGUUAAUCAUCUGAGCUUUUAUUGUUUAAGACCUUUAAAUAUGUAUACAUAAUUCACUUUAUGCCUUCGAAUUAAAUUUAAGAAUUUAUAUAAAAGACAAAAUUGUGAAAUAUUUGGACUUUAGUCAAUGCGCCUUCGUAGAUUAUUACGAAAUUCUUUCAGUCACGCGUAACAAAUUUGAAGCCUGAUGAUAAAGCGAGUUUCUUCAUAAAAAAAAAGUUUUGUUAGCAUUUUUUUAAAUCAGUUUUCCCGCAUUGAAGCGAGGAGAGAGAAAUAGAAAUAACAAAAUGAUUUUUUAACAUUUUACGAUUUUCCGGUCAAGGCGAAAUAAUGGUUUUUGCGUUCUCAUUUGUAACAAGUCGUUUUUCAUAAUUUUCCAUCCCUUCUGUCUGCAGUCAUUUAUAAAAAUAUUUUUGUUUUGAUGUAAACAAAUAUGCUGUGAUUAAACACAAUAAAAUAAACAUAAGUGGAAAACUUUUUAUGCUUCAGGGGCAGUAAGUAGUACCAUGAUUUUAUGAUUAUAUAAAUAGAAUGAACAUAUUUGAUAAUUAUCUUAUGAAAAAAACAUUCGAAUAGUUUAUCCAAGGUCUCCAAAAUAAAUCACUUCGAAUUAAAUAACUUCAUGCGUAAGUCAAGAAUACGAGGAAUGAAAUGAAUUUGCCUAAAUUUAUUACAUAUAUUUAACUGAUGAAAACUUUUUAUGUUGAUAAGGUUUAGAUAAAUAUUAAAACAUGAAAAAAAGAGAGAGAAACUUGUUUUUUAUACUUUAGCUAAAAAGAAGAUAAUAAAGCGAAGAAAGUUUGUUGGAAUG